AUCCCUUUAAGAUUCCAAAAUUUAGUUCUGAUGUUGAGUUAAGACUCAAAACUGGAAACGAUGCAUUUGCUAAAGAUGGUUCGCUGAUGUCGGAUGGGAAGGAUGUGCCGAAAGAGUUAAAAACAGACAUCCUAGACAAACUAGCAGAGGCCAUGUAUUCCUUUAAAACACAUCCAACAAGUGCAGAGUGCGGCCUGGUGGCAAAAUCACUCAUUGAUAGAUAUCCAUGCCUAAUGGAAAGGGGCUCUUCCUGUGGGUGGUAUGGGUGGAGGUACAGGCUGGUGUUUAAAAUGGGCAAUUUUAGACAGAAGCUCCGGAUUGCUGGGUCAUUGGAGCUGUCUGUGAACAGCAAGCAGCCAGCCUCAGGGUUGAAAAGAAAAAGGCAAAAGCCAAGAAAGUCCGAGGUCAAUUUCCUGCCCGAUUUUCCUAAUGGAAAGACCUCAAACACUCUUGAAGAGGAGCGAUGUGCUUUGGAGGAUGAGAUGAAGAAAAGGACUUUCGAUGGAAGGAAAGUGGAUGUCCUCAUGGAGAGCACCUUUUCUCUCAGAAGGAAAGAGGUCAUCGGAGAUGAGCCCCUAGUGAAGGAUGUAAAAAGCAGGUGGUCUGCUUUAUUUUCAGAGCGACAGAUUGCGACAGAAUUCAGACGGAUUGUGUCCGUAGACCUCAAGAAGACCUUUUUUGAUCGACUUGAUGAAUUUGUGCCAAGGUUCCUGAGGUUAUACAGGGCAAGAGACAAUCCUGGCGAAGAACUACAGGUCCUUCUCCAGUCUCUGGAUGAAGAUAUUUCGAACCAGCAGAAGAGAGCAGUUGUCCUUCUUGGCCUGCCUUACUUCCUUAAAGAGGAGCCCUCAAAGUUUUACAAGACCUGUGAUCCGACUGAUGAUGAAGCUGAGAUGCUCAAAGGGAUGAACAUCGGGAUCCUGGUGGUCACAGAGGAGAAUUCUGCGAACCUUCUCCCAAAGGAGAUCAUUGACGUUGCGCUGGUGUUGGAAGAGGAAAUAGUUCUUCAUGAACUGAACGAUGUCCCCAACGCCUUUGCUCUUCUAAUUGGUCUGCUGUACGCCCUUAACAUAGACUAUCCAAAGGACCUGAAGUAUACCUUCGAGGUAAUCCAAAAGGUGAUCUUGAACAUAGGAGGAGACGCGUGCUCACCAAAAGUACAUGGACUCCGGAACAGACUCCUGUGUAAGACACCCUAAGACCCUAAGAAUGUGUGCAGAGUGGGUUUGAGUUCUGAGAUACUGAGGUUUUUGCACUCACUGACUCACUCACUCACUCUCUUGAACUUACACGCACAAUCACACACACACACACACACACACACACACACACACACACACACACACGCGCACUCACACACACUCAUACAC
Molecule: messenger RNA, 1370 nt
Organism: Sardina pilchardus (European sardine)
Lineage: Eukaryota; Metazoa; Chordata; Actinopteri; Clupeiformes; Clupeidae
Exons: 4
Coding region: 87-1199 (370 amino acids)
Source: RefSeq, a predicted model, not a curated record